Messenger RNA from Aureobasidium musti, 1560 nucleotides. Lineage: Eukaryota; Fungi; Ascomycota; Dothideomycetes; Dothideales; Saccotheciaceae. The record is from the annotation of a GenBank genome assembly.
AUGCCAUCGAUGCCAAAGUUCAGCUAUAAUGUCACCAGAGACUAUCCUUACAAAUGGUUUACACCCGCCGCCAUCUUCGGAGGCAUGUUAUUGACAGCACUUNUUUCGGCUAUCAAUUUCUUUUCAACGGCCUACAACAUGGUGUCUGUCACAACCAAUGACCCAAAAGAUAUCGAAUCAGGCCCAUAUGGAGGGUCGUAUGCGCACUUCUUCGCGAGCAAAAUCCAACCAAAGUGCGACGAUGCCGUCCUUGCUAUUGGAUCCAGCUUUCGGACAAAUCAAUCCAUCUUCGAAUACCAGAUUACCCCUAGACUUCCUAUUGGAGGUUCUGGAAUGACCUAUCAUAACGAGCUGAUUGAUUGGUGCUCUCCGUAUCAAGUGACACUUGAUUUUUCGACCUUUNAUGAUAGACCUGCCAGUCAGAUCAACAUCUCCGCCUGGGGCUUGGUUGUCACAGUCGAUCUCAACUGUGAUAUCCGAUAUCAUGGCGUUGUUUCUCCUCAACGGUUCAACUUGCAGACCCAAAUCGACCUCAUCAGUGGCUUGCAGAAUGGUGGAAUGGACGUAAGGCCUGCGUGGGAUAUAGGUACUAUUGAUAAUCCUGCUUCGACGUGGGCGCAGGUGCUCAUGCUGGCCUUCUGGCAGGAAACCAUCACCGCUAUGAUGAACCAAACUAACACAUUCCUGGGCUCUGAAAAAUCGGUAUCGCAACACAAUCUCUCUGGUGGUUAUGUGCAAUUGGCCAGAUCGGACUCUACAGUAGCCAUGCGGGAAGACCAUUACUUUGAAAAGGCAUCAUGGGUCUUCUUUGACGCCGUCGCGAACGAAAAAUAUCAAGGCACUGUCGGCGCCGAGUACGACGAAACCAGCAAAAGCUACGUGUACAGCACGGCAUGGCCACAGAUCUGGGCACCAGUCGAUCGACUCGCCAAAGCCGCCAUUUCCAACGUAUACCUAGAUUUGGGCAUGUUCCCUUCUGACCCACAAUGGAAUAGCAUGAUCUCCAACGUCGACGACCUACGUUUUUGGAGCAGAAAUCUGUCCACGAUUGUCGAGCAAAGCCCUGUGGACAUGGAUAUCGCAUAUAUGAAACAGAUUGUUACAGUGACGGACUAUGAUGCCCAGCAAGCACUGCCGAUAGACGACGAAUACAAGUUAGGCACGCUGCCAGACCCUCCAGGUAACUUGACCUCGCGAGCAACAAUCAGCACCACGUAUAUGUGUCAACAACCUCAACUCAAACCUGGUUUCAACAUCUUUGUCUCGAUCCUCGUUGCCGAUUUGGUCUUUUUGCGGACGGCGUGGUCAUUGUACAAUUUCAUUGUUGCUUAUUUCCUCAAGAGCCGGCAUCCUGACGCAAACAUCUGCGAUGAGUGUCUGGCAAGGAAGGAACAAGACGAUGUGGAAGUUAAAGGGAAGAAAGAGGCGGUUCAUACUGACAAAGGGCAUGGAUUUGACGAACAUACCAUCGAGCUCGAUUACCUCGGACCGCCGAGUCCAUCUACACGUCGAGAUGACCAAGGCAGCGCACAAAGUUUGUUGACGCAUCGACAUGUCUAG